AAAUUCAUUUAACAGAAACAAAGGCUGUGAAUUUUGCAAACACCUGCAUUUGUCAGUGUUUUAGUCACCAUGAAAAAGGAGAAUGUGGGUUUGCACAGCGCUUACUCGACAAGUCUAACUUCAGUAUGGCAGCUGCAGCGUAGCCAGCUGGGAUUCACAGCAAUUACAAUAGAUUACAGUGGUGACCUAGUUUCCCUGGCAAAAGGUAUCAGUGUCCAUAGAAACAUCUCUAACCGGGCCUUGUAAUAUGACAUCUAAAGUAAGAUAGAAAAAAGUCUUCCUUUCUAGUGUAAUUCAGUUAUUUAAACAUAAGCUCAUACACUGAAUGUGCAAACUUCCUGUUCUGUCACUCAUAUAGUUACUGUAGCUUCUCAUGUUUGCUAUUUUCAAAUAUACGAGCUUAAGCUGGUUGCUAGCAGAAACACCUGUCUAUGCUAGUGUAAAUAUAAGCAUUGCAUUAAGCCACAAUUUGGCAAAAAUCUGAAUAUUUUGUUCAUGUAGUAAAUGUUGGUUAUGAUGGAGAAUGGUUAUUAUAUGUUCUUUAUGGUUAUACUGUAAAAUGUAUUCACAGACCUGUUUACAACAGAUUAGAGCUUUUUCCACCUCCAGCCGGGGCUAAGGACGGCGGGGGUUGGAUGCUGUACAGACUGUAAAGCCCCUUGAUUUGUGAUUUGUGAUGCUGGGCUGUGUAAAUAAAAUUUCUUCCCAAAUAUGACUAACUGGCUGCAUUAGGGGAAUGGUGUGACAAGUGUGUGUGAAAGUUUUCUUAUUUUAAAACGUUUUUUUUUUAAAGCUGUAUGAGUUUAGAAUCUCACCUGAAAGCACUGACAUUGUUUUGCCAGUGCGUAGGUCUAGGAAGGCACGCAGCAGUACUCUGCCAUUUUCAUUAUUAACGUUAAAUGUUUCAUUUCCUUUAUGGUUUUUCCACAGGGUCAUCUGAAUGUCAUGUAUUUCCAGUAGCCUAGCAACUGCUGUUGUUCUGCUCUGUAUUUUGUGCCCUGAUACAGUCCUCUGGCUGCUUCAUAGACAUGACAACCGGAAGUCUCUUCUGCCAUAAUGUGUGGUGUGAAAGAGGACCUAGCCCAGUGUACACAGCCAAAGUUCCUGGGUAAGGCAGGCUGGGUGAAGAAGGCUCCCGGCAAACUCUUGGCAAGCUAUAAGGACCGCUACAUCCACGUGGAGAAGACAGAGAUUGUGGUGUAUGAAAAUGAGGACCUGCAGAACUGCUUAGAGAGGAUUGACCUGGAAAGCUAUGACAAAUGUCAUGAAUUAAAGAGCCCCUUCAAGAAGAAGCACAGACUGAUACUGAUUCGAUCAGCCAAGUCUGGAAAUAAGGUAAAUGAUGUGAAGUUGCAGGCUCAGACUGCAGAGGAGAAGGAGGCUUGGAUUAAAGCCCUUUCCGAUGGCAUCAGUCGAGCAAAGAACAAAGUCUUUGACGAGGUGAAAGUUGAUGAAAGCAGUAAUUUAGAGCAUGUUACUCGAACAAGACCCAAAGCGACCCGUAACCGGAGGCCACCAACCAGGAUACACAUGAAAGAGGUAGCUGAUGUGUCGUCUGAUGGUAUCCUGCGUUUGGAUCUUGAUCUUGAGGAUGCUGUAAUGCCUAAUGGGACCCAUCAUGCCAAUGUUGAUGGUAGUGAGACCCCCAAAGAGGCCAUCAAAGCUACAGAGAAAAACUUGGGGACAAAUGCUGAAUGGGAGGUGCAGACUGGGCCAGAGGUCAGUCCCCAGAAAAAGGUCAAACCUCCCAUGCCCCCUACCAAAGAGACUAAACCCAGUUUAGAAUCUGAGGAAGAACUCGAUAAGCCUGAUGGCCUUGAGAAAAAGGUCCUUAAGCCACCAAUGCCUCCGUGUAAAGAAGCCAAGCCCUGUAUUUCACCUGCUGAAGAAAGUACAGGGGAGGCUAAAGCUGACAUGUCUGAAAAGUGUCCUGAUACUAGAAAAAAGGCCGAUCCACCACCUACUCCUCCCAACAAACCCAGUUCCAGCAGCCCAAUUAUUAACCUUGCAGAGACCAACUCCCACCCUCCUGCCACCCCAUCCAAAGAGAAGAAACCCUCUACUACUGCUAUGGAUCCAACCCAAGAGGAUGAAGGCACAGGUGAUGAGAAUAAGGAGAAGGAAGAAGACAGCGGGGAGCAGACCAAAGGAACGGCUGUAGAAACAGAUGAAGCAGACCAGAUGAUUUCUAAAGAAGCUCUGUCUAGUGUCAGUGGUGAUAAGAAUCACUGUGCAAAAGGGCAGGAUUCAGAAGAAGAGUCAAGAGAGACUAUACGCAGUGGCAUAAACAAGGCAUCCGACAAGGAGCCACAAAUACUUGUUCAGCCUGACAUGCAACACAUGAGAGACAUGACACAAGAUAACCCAACUAUAAGUCAGCCUGAUAAGGGAGAGGACCCUGCUGCAUCACUGCAAACAGCCUCAGAUACUUCAGCCAGUUCUUUUCAAGUGGAAGAACUGCUCCCCAGCUGUGAAGUCCCCUCAGUAGGUGCCUCUUUGAACGACCCACUCAGUGACAGCCUUAGUCUGAGUCCACUGCUUUGUCACUUGCAUGGAGAGAAAGAAAAGAAGGCAGAGGAGAAAUCUGUAGACAGCGGUCAGCAAUCAGAUGAUGACAGCGAAGGCUCUGGGAGUGAACACACAGUGGCAACUUCCACAGCUGAGGACAACAUUCAGAACUCUGUCAGUUUAAGGCAGAAACAGGCUGAAACCAAACAUCAGGUUAACCCAAAGGGAUUUCCCUUUCAGCGCUCGGUGCCCGCUGUUCCUGCCAAACCCCACAUUAAGGCAAAGUCAGCCUCCAUUGGAGAUCUGCUGUCAGACUCCCCGGCCUAUAUUCAGGUGAGACAGAAUCCCAGAUCUGUGUCUGUUAGUGACAGGUCCCCGGUAGAUAAUGUAAUGAAGCUAGAGACUGAAGUGGCUCUGGAGAUGGAAAAGACAAGUGACCUACUGAGCAGACUGUCCCAGUCCCACACGGGAGGUGACAGGGAAGGCAUGCCAGAGGAUCUGCUGGUCAGGGCAAUGGAGAAGCUGAAGAAGGCUGACCGUGUGCUCAGGGAGGUCAAGAAACUUACAAUGACAAAGACCUCAAGCAACAGGAAGAGCUGGUGAAUGUCAGUCAGCAGAUUGAUUUGGAAUUGACCAUUCGCUAAACCACUCACCCAGACAGUGAUUGUCCAGUCAUAGCUUAGCAAUCUUAUUAAGUUGCAGCAGACCUGUCAAGCUUAGGAUUUCUCCACUUACAAUCUGGCAAAGAAAACCCCUUUGGAUGGUGUCUUAUUUUAGAAGAAGAAUUUUCAGUCUUGUGGAGCUGACAUUAGCCUGACAGUGGUGAUUCCAAUGGUCUUUUUCUGUCUGAAAUCAAACACCUACAAGUUCAACAUUACUCAGAUGUUUGAGAGGUAUGUUUUACACCAUUACCAUUCUGAACUGCAAGACUGGAAAGCCUGAGAGGUGUAGCAACACUGGAGGGGUCAGGGCUUAACAAAUGGUCAAUAGAUGGGCUUGGGCAGGCAGUCUCCAUUUUUUAUGGUUAUGCAGUAUCUGUUCGCUCAUAAUUAACUAAGUGCAAUUAUUUCUAGCUUAACUUUCUCUGUAGCUGAAAGUAAUGCUUAAUGUUCUACUGUUUACUGUUUAUGUUUUGUUCUGUAUGAAAUAUCUGACAUUUUCAAGAACAAUUACUUGAAGACUAAUUUGAGAAUAAUACAAUGACAAAGCAGUACUGCUGAUACAGUGGGAAUGUGCAAAAAAUGUACUAAAAAGUGUUAACAACAAAUGACAUGUUUUAAUAACUGGAUUCAAGAGACUAGUAUGUUUUUGCUGGCACAUUAAAAGAUGAAUGAAUUUGUAGGCUACUGUACAUAUAGUAUUUUUGACUUUUUACCACAAUAUACAUUAUGCUGUUUAUUGUUAAUGAGGAAAGUUCCAACUGUUUUUAAUCAGAGUAAUCAUGUGAUUGCAGUGUUUUUAUGAAAGAAGAACUGCUAUUCCACAUAGAACAAUUAUUUUUUUAACAAUUAUUAUUAUUUUUAACUGAUAUUGUCUACAGAAACGCAGCUUGUAGUAGCUAAUUCGCUUUAGGAGGGGGAUAUGUGCUCAUCAGUGUAAUCCUCGCAAAUUAAAUAAUGAACUCUGAACUCUGCAGAAUUUCCCCCCUUUUUUGUCAGAUGCUUUGUUAAAAGAUGUGAUGGUAGUUUUAAAUACUUUUUAAACAUGUGAAGCAAAAAUAUUUUCUAACAUCAGAUAUAAUUUUGUAGGCUACUUUGCUACUGCCCAAAUAAAAUG
Molecule: messenger RNA, 4284 nt
Organism: Monopterus albus (swamp eel)
Lineage: Eukaryota; Metazoa; Chordata; Actinopteri; Synbranchiformes; Synbranchidae
Gene: plekho2
Product: pleckstrin homology domain containing, family O member 2
Exons: 7
Coding region: 1057-3111 (684 amino acids)
Biological process (GO): macrophage apoptotic process
Source: RefSeq, a predicted model, not a curated record